AUGGAUGAUAUAUAAGUGAAAGUUUUUAUCCCAGAGAAAUCUAAAGCAGUAGUCCCAAAAAGAGAUCGCAAAUUGGAACAUCAACAAAGGAAACUCAAACAAGAACAAAAGAAAUAAAAAUAUUUUGACAAAAUCCAUGCAAACAGACAAACCGAUUAAUAGCCACAACAUUAAAUCGAAAAUAAAGAUGCCCAAUAAAUCAACUAAACAAAUGACAACAAAUCAUAACAAAGAAAACCAAGAGUGCCUAUGAAAUAACUGGUUAUCCAUUAGAAACCACAAAGUGUUACUUUACCAUCAAUUAAUGUUGAACAGGAGGGUGAAGUCUUUACUGAAUAAUAUUUUGAAGAUCUUCAAAUUCACCCUAAUGUCAAAUUGGGGUUGAAAUCAAGUGAAUACGUCAAAAUGACCAAAAUCUAAUAACUAGCCAUUCCCAUUGUAGACACAAGUAAUUACUUAUCACUAUUUCAUUAGAAGCCAAUACAUUCAUCAAAUCUGAAACAGGGUCAGGUAAGACACUUGCUUAUAUGGUACCACUCAUCUCUCAUUUGAUGAAUGCUGAAGUCAGAAUUACUAGAGAACAAGGAACUUACAUUUUGAUUGUUUGUCCAACUAGAGAACUCUCUUUGCAAUGUGUGGAUGCUGCACUCAAGGUAGGAAAAAAAUGUCCUAACAUAGUUGUGGGGGCAUUGGUUGGUGGAGAAAAUGCUAAUCAUGAAAAAGCUAGACUUAGAAAGGGAGUCACCAUAGUGGUUGGCACUCCUGGCAGAAUAUUAUAUCACAUUCAAAACACUCAAAGUUUCAAAUUCCUAAACAUUAACACUUUAGUCUUUGAAGAGUGUGAUCGAAUUUUAGAUAUGGGAUUUUAAAAGGAUAUUGAAUAAUUGAUUUAAUUACUGAGUGACAAAAUCGAUAUUCCAUCUUGUUAGAAAAUCAUGGUUUCAGCUCAUGUCAAUCAAAAUAUCUGUCAAAUCAAAGGAUUAGAAAUUACACCCAAGAAUUAUAAAUUUGUUGGAUUCUCCAAAGAAUUCAUUAAAGGAACCAAAAAUAAGGAUAUUCAAAUAAAUGAUGAGAAUUAAUAAUGUGAUUGGCUUGGAGAAGGUGAUCCAACAUGGUAAAUCCCAUCCACUCUCAAGUAAUAUUAUACUCUCAUUUAAGAACAUCAAAAAUUGGCAUUUCUUUUUGCCUACAUUCGCACUUAAAUUGGUAAGAAAACCAUCAUCUUCGUAUCCACCUGUGAUGAAGUCGAAUUUUAUUCCUUUCUUUUCUAAUAGGUCUAGUUUAGCAAUCCAUUCAAAAAAGAAGAACAACAACAUGUUGAAGAAGAAGAAGAAGAAAAAAAAUAAGCAUUCAUAACACAAGAGGUCUAUAAAUUACAUGGCAACAUUGAAUAAUAACAGAGAUCUAAGACCUACUUCAAUUUUAAGAAAAGCAAACAUUAAGAAGGAUGUGUUCUAAUUUCAACUUCAGUGGCUUCAAGAGGUCUGGAUUUCCCUGAUGUGACAAAUAUCUUAGUUUUUGAUCCUCCCGACUCAUAUGAUGAUUACGUCAAUAAAGUAGGAAGAACGGCAAGAAUUAAUAAAAAUGGUAUCAGUCUUAUGGUGCUCUUUGAAAAGUAUUUAUUUCAUUUUUAAUCCAAGUCUUGAAUCACAACAAUUCAUUGAGGAAAUCCAAUCUCAUCUAGCUGCACCUCUAAAUCUUAUUGAAUCUGCAGAAUACUUUAAAGCCUUCCAAUAUUACCUAUUUGAAACAAAGAAGAUUCACGACAAGAUGCCUGACAAAUUCCUGGCCUUAAUGAUCAAACAACUAAUCAAAUAGGAUAAGGAUUAUUAAUUGCAAUCACGAAGGUUUAUUUUAUGAUCAAUUUCUAGAGCUUACGUAAGUUUCCUAAGAGCAUAUGGGAGAUUGAAGAGUUUUAAGAUCAAGACUUUGAAUUUGCAUAACUUAUCCAAAUCCUUUGCUCUAGAAAAAGCAUUCUCUGAAGACACUAAGGAUGAAAGAUAUCAGAAAGACUUGAAGUUCAUCAACAGAGAGAAGUUCAGACAAAGGGAGGAUUAAGCAAAUGAAACCAGAUGGGAUAGAGAGAGAAAAAAGAGAAGAGUCAUGUCUUAGGCAGAAUUAAGUAAAAUGGAAUUCAUGUGA
Molecule: messenger RNA, 2142 nt
Organism: Paramecium octaurelia
Lineage: Eukaryota; Ciliophora; Oligohymenophorea; Peniculida; Parameciidae
Source: the annotation of a GenBank genome assembly